UUGUGUGCCCUUCCCUGUAUACUGAUCCCCUUGUGUUUCCUUCCUGAUGCACUGAUCCCCCUCUGUGUCCUUUGCAGUGUACUGAUCUCUACACGUGCCCUUUGCAGUGUACUGAUCCCCGCAUGUGCCCUUCGCAGUGUACUGAUCCCCACAUGUGCCCUUCGCAGUGUACUGAUCCCCACGUGUGCCCUUCGCAGUGUACUGAUCCCCACGUGUGCCCUUCGCAGUGUACUGAUCCCCACGUGUGCCCUUCGCAGUGUACUGAUCCCCAUUCGUGUCCUUCUCCGUGUACUGAUCCCCAUGUGUGCCCUUCUCCCUUGUGCUGAUCCCCGCGUGUGCCCUUCUCCCUUGUGCUGAUCCCCGCGUGUGCCCUUCUCCGUGUGCUCUUCUCCGUGUGCUGAUCCCCACGUGUGUCCUUCUCGGUGUGCUGAUCCCCUUGUGUGCCUUUUCCCCAUGUACUGAUCCCCUUGUGUGCUCUUCUCCAUGUACUGAUCCCUAUGUAUGCCCUCCCCCGUGUACUGAUUCUCUUACUUGCCCUUCCCUGUGUACUAGGGUUGCACAAUAUCACAACGCGACAAUAAAGCUUAUGUGCAAUAAUAACCAGGGCUUCAGAUGAUCCUGGCUUUUCGGUAAGGAUGUUUACUUAUACCCACAAUUUGGUAAGCAAAUUAGCAGUAUGCAUAAAAUAUUAAUGAGAGGUGUAUUGUGACACCCAAAACUAGUAAUCUGUAUAAAUUCUGUGUAUCCUUAUUUUUGAUAAAUGUAUCGGACUUUAAAGCAAAAAAGUACCGCCACACCGCUUGUUAAUAUACAGUAUCUCUGAUUUCAAGUGAUGUUGUGGUUGUUGAGCUGUCCCUUUCUUCACUGACACUUCAAAGAUCCUAAAUCGUUUCCAUUAUAUACCAAAAUGUUAUAUAGUGGCAUGCUCCUCUAACUGAAUUUAAUAAAAAUAAGGUUGUGUAUAAUAUAUACAGAUCACUUUUGUGCAUCGUCAUGUGCCUCAUUAUUUAUUUCAAUAUUUUAAUUGUACUGCUAAUCUGCUUAGCAAAUCGUGAGCAUAAGUAAACGUCCUUUUAGUAUGGAAAAGUUGGCAUCCAAAAAAAGAUUACUGCUGUCAUCUAAAGCCCUGGAGAUUAUUACGCAUGCCCCAGGUAAUCGUGAUUAUAUAUGGCAAAGGGAUGUUGUGCAGCCUUCAUGUGUACUGAUCUCUUUGUGUGUCUUUCCCUGUGUAAUAAUCCCCUUCUGUGCCCUUCCUUGUGCACUGAUCCCCUUUUGUGUCCAUCCCGUGUACUGGUCCUCGUGUACUAAUCAACUUGUGUACCCUACCCAGUGUGCCGAUCCCCUUGUCUAUCCAACCCAGUGUACCGAUCACCUUGUGUGCCCUUCCCUGUGUACCAAUCACCUUGUGUGCCCUUCCCUGUGUACCAAUCACCUUGUGUGCCCUUCCCUGUGUACCAAUCACCUUGUGUGCCCUUCCCUGUGUACCAAUCACCUUGUGUGCCCUUCCCUGUGUACCGAUCCCCUUGUGUACCCUACGCAGUGUACUGAUCAACUUGUGUGCCCUUCCCUGUGUACCGAUCACCUUGUGUGCCCUUCCCUGAACUACCGAUCAUCUUGUAUGCCCUUCCCUGAACUACUGAUCCCCGUGUGUGCCCUUCCCAGUCUACUGAUCCCCUUGUGUGCCCUUCCCAGUUUACUGAUCCCCUUGUGUGCCUUUCCAAGUGUACUGAUCCCCUUGUGUGCCCUUCCAGUGUACGGGUCCCCUUGUGCGCCCUCCCCUGUGUGCGGGUCCCCUUGUGCGCCCUUCCCCGUGUGCGGGUCCCCUUGUGCCCCCUUCCCCGUGUGCGGGUCACCUUGUGCGCCCUUCCCCGUGUGCGGGUGCCCUUGUGCGCCCUUCCCCGUGUGCGGGUGCCCUUGUGCGCCCUUCCCUGUGUGCUGGUCGCCUUGUGCGCCCUUCCCCGUGUGCUGGUCGCCUUGUGCGCCCUUCCCCGUGUGCGGGUCCACUUGUGCGCUCUUCUCCGUGUGCGGGUCCCCUUGUGCGCCCUUCCCCGUGUACUGGUCGCCUUAUGCGCCCUUCCCCGUGUGCAGGUCCCCUUGUGCGCCCUUCUCCGUGUGCAGGUCCCCUUGUGCGCCUUUCCCUUUGUACUGAUCCCUCUAUGCUUAAGUGUCCCUUUCGUCCCUUUCUAU
Molecule: messenger RNA, 2187 nt
Organism: Paramormyrops kingsleyae
Lineage: Eukaryota; Metazoa; Chordata; Actinopteri; Osteoglossiformes; Mormyridae
Source: RefSeq, a predicted model, not a curated record